Molecule: messenger RNA, 3243 nt
Organism: Cimex lectularius (bed bug)
Lineage: Eukaryota; Metazoa; Arthropoda; Insecta; Hemiptera; Cimicidae
Exons: 7
Coding region: 293-2995 (900 amino acids)
Source: RefSeq, a predicted model, not a curated record
AUAGAAUAGGGAUUUUGAAAAGUUUCAAAUUGUAAUGUUUAAAAUAAUUUUGUUUGAUUUUCGUACUUUGUAUUUCCUUUUUCGGCAACACCCCGAAAUUUAUUUUAAUUGGAGUGGGGAUAAACCUACCCUCUCCUAGUUUUUGGAUGACUUUCUGGGGCAAUACUUCUAUAAAUUCAGAGUGCUCUUGCUGCUCACCCUGGUUGUUUUUCGAUUUGACUCAAAACGAUAAACGAUCAUUUUUUCUAGACAGUGAACUUUUGUGCGAACUUGUUGUUUAAUUGUUACAAAUAUGCAACGAGGAAAGGCUUUGGUCAAUCUGGCGUUGUCAGGAAUGUCAACUCUUGCAGAGGAAAACUUUUGUCUAAUGCAAAAAGUUGAGGACAAAAAAUUCUUCAUAAAGCGUGAAAAUGAAUUAACGAAAGUCGGAAAACAUGGCAAAGAGGAUUUGUACAGUUUUUCUGAUAAGGGAAAAAGCUGCCAUGGUAUUUUGAUUACGAAAAACAAAUCCAAAAGUGAACUAGAAAAUCAAAUCUCCUUUUUAAAAAUGUUUACGGAAAAACAAGAACAUAUUGGUGGUUUUGUUCGGACAGAUCAGAUCAGAGUUGAUCAAGCACAAGCAUCAUCGUCUUCGACUGUGGCAAUAUCAAGAGAUGAGGGAGAUGAAACAAACGCUGACAUUCAGAUACCCAGUGAGCACGUUGAACCAACGCUUACACCUGGCUCAUCUCUUGACAAAUCCGAUAGGAGCAGAAUUAAAUCUGUUUCACGUCGACUAUUUCCGUCUUCUACCUCUGAUGUCAUAGGAGACCAACCUGGCGAGGGGACUUCACAGAUUUUUCUUCCUCCAAAUACGGAGUCACGUGAAUUGACAAAAGCAACACAUCGCAGAACUAGUAAUAGGAAGGCACAUUUUUGCAAGUUUUGCGAUAAAAAAAUUGUCUAUCUAUCCCGGCAUCUGAAAACGGCCCACGAAGCAGAAGCAGAAGUUAAAAGAUACGUUGAAGCGACAGGCUCGUAUAAAAACCGUUUAUUUGCAAAAAUAAAGGGCGACGGGGAUGAAAAAUACAAUCGAGAACAUCCUCUGUCCCCUAUUGUUUUAAAAUGCAAUAAGGUUGGAAGUAAACGACACUCUCGUAUUCCAUGCACAUCUUGUAAUAAUCUCAUUAGUUCUAAGAAUUAUUUUCCUCAUUUAAAAUUAUGCAACGAAUCUAUAUUUGCAAAUAGGAGAGUAGAGAAACAGCAUGCGAAAGUACGAGCUUUGUCAUUACCUCCAACUUUGAAUGAUUAUUUAAAAAAUAUUAUAAUGCCGAAAUUGCGGGAGGGUAAUACUCGGUCAUUGUUAUUAAAAGACCCCUACUUAAUAGAGCAUGGUAAUAUGCUGAGCGACAAAUAUGCUGGAGAGGAUCAGCACAAAAUGAUUUUAUCACAUAUUAGGACAAUUUCAAAAAUUAUUUUCAAAAUUAAGGAAAAAGUUUACAUAAAAGAAAAUGUAGUGCUUGAUUCCUCCAGGGAUUGUUUGACGCCCAAAACGUAUGGUUAUUUUGUGGAGGCUAUUAGGGAAAUGGGAGGUGCCGGUCAAGGCCCGGGGGGAGGUUACGCGAAACCAUCUGUUGUGGACCAGUAUGGAAGAACAUUUCGGAAUUUUGCUAAAACGGUGGCUUACAAACUUCGCUUAGAAGAAGAUGCAAGUAACAUUAAACAAGUUAAGGAAUGGCAAGACAUCUUUGAUGAUUCAUUUUCCGACCGAGUUUCAAGUGUAGCUCGGAAGCAGGCAGACCGAAAGACACUUAUACAACGUCAGGCCAUUCCAAUCAUGGAAGACGUACAAAAAUUAAUUAAUUUUGUUAAAAUGAAAUUAGAAGAAUCCUUCACCGCGUUAGAGGGAGGUUUUAAUGAAAAAGCUUAUAGAAUGUUUGUAAAAGUCCUGCUACUAAAAUUAUGGAUCUUUAAUAGGAAGAGGGUUAAAGAAAUAGAUCAAAUCACUGUUGAGGAUUGGUACAACGCCCAAGAGGUAGACGAGAGAAGCGAUGAAUACCUCUCUCUUAGUAACUCAGAAAAAUUAUUUGCAUCUUCUUUUAAACGAUUAUGCGUGAAGGGAAAAUUAGGAAGAGUGGUAGCUUUGUUAGUUUUAAAAGAGGAUCUUAAGUAUUUUAAUAGAAUGUUAGAGUUGAGAUCAGUGGCCGACGUUGGACCAAAUAACAGGUUCCUGUUUGCACGGGGGGAAUCAUUCGUAGAAGGAACCGCGGUGAUGCGAGAAUUCGCGAAUGAAUGUGGGGCUGAAAAUCCUACCCUCCUAAGAGGGACCAAGCUAAGGAAACACUUGGCUGUAAGCCUUCAGUAUGUCAGCUUAACAACUGAAGACUUAAGGCAAGUGGCAGAAACGUUAGGCCAUCGGGAGGAAACCCAUUUAAAAUUUUAUAGGCAUCCUGUUUCUGCGUUACAUCUCGGCCGGAUUAGCAAGCUAUUUACAGCGUUAGAUAAGGGUAGAAUUCAAACAUUCAAGGGACAGCCUCUUGACAGCAUUGUAAUAGAAAAUUUGGAGGAUUUAGGAACUCAACCCUCCACGGUUCUUCCCAAUACACCACCACAAAGCUUUCAGGAAGGCUUUAUAAAUCGGCAAAAUUUAAAUACUUCUCCACAACCUGGUUGCUCAUACGCAGUACGAGAUAGCCCUGAUUACGAACGGGGGGAAACAGAUACAUCCAGUGAAGAGGAAAUUCUGUUACCCCGCGGUGAAACUCCUGGGAGAAAGCGAAGACAUGCCCCCCGAUUAAGACAACGCAAACGUUUUCGUUGGUCGAAAGAAAUAAAAGAUGAUUUGAGGGUGGAAUUUAAUGAGGAAAUUAACAACAGUAAAUUACCUGGAUUUGAUAGGAUAAGGCAGGGGUGUAGAAAGUUAUCGAAUAAGCAUAAAUCCCUCCUUAUUAUGAGCCCCAAAUUGGUCAGGGGGGCAAUUAAUAAUAUUAUUCAACAAUUAAAAAUGAAUAAAUAAAAAAUAUUUUAUUAUAAAAUUUAUUAUUAAUCAGAUGUCUUUUUGCAGAUUACAACGUGCACCGUGGUUUCUUUUAUCUGUAUAUUAUAUACAUAUAUAUUUUUUCUGUGAAUAUUUUGUCAAUAUUUUAAAUUGAUUAAUUAUUUAGUAUUAUUUUCCUUCAAUAGGUUGUUGUAUUACGUUUAUUUGUUUGUUGUUGUAUUUCUUGUUAUUUGCUAUUAUUUAUCACAUUCCAUACGCGGCGACAA